Messenger RNA from Symbiodinium sp. CCMP2456, 885 nucleotides. NCBI's taxonomy places the organism in Eukaryota, Dinophyceae, Suessiales, Symbiodiniaceae. The record is from the annotation of a GenBank genome assembly.
AUGAUGAACGACAUUCUCUCAGGCAUGGAGCAGGAAGCCAAUGUCGCGAAACCUGUGCACAAGUCUGCUUCCGAUCUGAUGCAAGACACGCUGAACAGCACAAGCAAGACUUUGGUGUGGCUGCAGGCUCAUUACCAGGGCAUGGACCGGCCGGACUCCAGCAAGGGCAAGAAGGAGCCCUUGGACCUGUGGAGAUUCCAGCAGGGCGACCAGCCAGCUUGCCCCACAUCAGGAAGUUUCACCUCCGAUCAUCGAGACGGGUCUCAAAGCGAGGCCUUCUCUAAGGAUUCAGAGAUUGUCUCCGAAGUUCGCUUCGGGCAGCUCGGGGCCAAAGAUGCAGCGAGCUUGGCGGGCGAGGACACUGCCGAAGAGAUGGAGGUGACCUUUUCGGAGAAGUCGAGGCCAUCGAGGCAGUGCGCCAGUGCCGGGUCCAGCAGUGAGGAAUCCUGGGCGAAGCCUAAGGGACCUUGUGAGGACCAGCCGGGACGGUAUGUCAUCAUCCACGACAGUACCUUCGUGUCCGAAGCUCCAGCGGUGCCGAGGGAGGAGGAUGUCGUGACCAUCGUCCGUGCCGGGACAACUGUCGAGGUGGUCGAAGUCCUUCGAGAAGAGUCCCAGACGCGGGUGCGCGGGCGCAUCACGUUCCCAAAAGGCUGGAUUUCCCUUCUGGAUGUCGCAAGCGGCUACCGCUGGGCGUGCCGUGUGGAGGACCGGUCCAGAGUUCAGAAGCCUCUCCCGGCAUUGGACACAUCGCAGGGUGCUGCGCCUACGACGCCUCGAGCUUCAGUAAUGGUGGCUCCACCUAGCAGCGACAGGAUUGGCACGGUCUUCCGUAAACCUCGUGCGAAGACGAUGCACCGCCGCAAUCAGCCCAAGGCUGACUAA